AUCGAAGUUGAAAGAAAACCGAAGCUGCUGCUGCUGCUGCUUCUUUUGUCUUCUCUUCCACCUCAACUUCACUUUCCCAGUUCCAAUUUCGAACCUUUCCUCAAACCCCACCUUCGAACCCCUCUUUGGUGAAGUGGGUGGGCGUGAGAUCUCGGGUUGGGGUGGAAUGGCAAUGUCGCAAGGGUUCGCAAUCGAGCUAUACUUGGAUCCAGCGUUGGAGAAUCAGGUUCUGAAGGCAUGGAACGUCAUGGCUCGGAGACAAAUAAGCACUCAACUAAUCGAAAUAGAGUCUCGUCCUCACAUCACACUCUUCUCUUCUCCGUUUCUAGAACCUUCCAAACUAGAAUCCAUCGUCAAAACCUUCGCCUCCAAACACGACCCUUUCCCUCUCUCUUUCUCUUCCAUUGGCACUUUCUGCAACGACAACAACGUUCUCUUUCUCGCCCCCACCCCUUCCCUUUCACUCCUUCAGUUCCAGUCUCUGCUCUGCGACGCUAUCAAGAAAGAAGGCGUUGAGGUUUCUGAUGAUUACGCCUUCAAUUCUUGGAUUCCCUAUUGCUCCGUUGCCGACCAGGUUCCCAAAGCAAGGAUGCCUGAAGCUUUCUCCGUCUUGCGAGACCUCAAAUUGCCCGUUUCCGGUUACGCCAUUGAUAUUGGACUCGUUGAGUUCUCUCCGGUUCGAGAACUCUUCUCCUUCGUUCUUGGCAACACUGUUGACUCAUGAUGUUCUUUUUUUUU
Messenger RNA from Abrus precatorius (Indian licorice), 738 nucleotides. RefSeq lists its product as uncharacterized. NCBI's taxonomy places the organism in Eukaryota, Viridiplantae, Streptophyta, Magnoliopsida, Fabales, Fabaceae. The coding region runs from base 167 to 724 and encodes 185 amino acids. The record is from RefSeq and is a predicted model, not a curated record. The transcript has a single exon.